AUGGGGCGUUUAGCUCCGCUAGCCCGGCAGGCCCUCACCACUGCCCUGGUGGUGAUUGUGUGUUUGAACCACGGUGUUUUGACUCGGCCCCUAGACAACUCUUUCCAGGACCCAGCGAAGCGAUCGACCGGUGAGCUUCAAAGAGAGCUAGAUCUUACGAAGACAAUCCUUCAACGAGACAGAGCUUUACAAGUUGAGACCGAAAGACACUUGGAUCUUCCGGCUCCACUGGAACGAAGAAAGGUGGAAGUGCUGGAGAAAAUGGCCCUAAACAGCGCUGACCAACUUGGACAGCCAAAACCUAACAAGCCUGACAAGCCAAGCAAUGGUGGAGGUGGUGGCGGUGGAGGUGGAGGUGGUGGUGGGGGUGGUGGCGGUGGUGGUGGUGGUGGAGGAGGUGGAGGUGGAGGUGGGGGAGGGGGAGGUGGUAACAAACCUAAACCUGACAAGCCAAAACCUAGUAAGCCAUGUGACUGCGACUGCUGCCAAAAUAAACCCGACAAGCCGAAUAAUGGAGGUGGAGGUGGGGGAGGUGGGGGAGGAGGAGGGGGCGGGGGAGGAGGAGGGGGCGGGGGAGGUGGUGGAGGAGGCAACAAACCUCAGAAACCAAACAAACCCAAACCGCCUAGUAAUGGAGGUGGAGGUGGGGGAGGUGGAGGGGGUGGGGGCGGUGGGGGUGGAGGAGGUGGAGGGGGAGGUGGAGGUGGGGGAGGUGGUGGAGGCGGCGGCAACAAACCUCAGAAACCAAAGCCCAAACCUCCUAGCAAUGGAGGUGGGGGAGGUGGUGGGGGAGGUGGAGGUGGAGGGGGAGGUGGAGGUGGAGGGGGUGGAGGAGGUGGUGGGGGAGGUGGAGGGGGCGGAGGAGGUGGAGGCGGAGGUAACAAACCUCAGAAACCAAACAAACCCAAGCCUAACAAGCCCAAACCUAACAAACCAAAGCCAAACAAACCAAAGCCGAACAAACCAAAGCCGAACAAACCAAAGCCGAACAAACCAAAGCCUAACAAACCGAAACCAUGGUAUCCAAAUUCCAGUUCUGGUAGUGGUAGUAAUAGCAAUGGAGGUGGUUGGCAAAGUGGUUGGCACAGUAAGGAAAGUGGGGGUAAGAGCUGGGGAAGUAAGAGCCACGGUAAAGGAAGUCAUGGCUGGAAGAGCAAAUACCACUCUCAUGGCAAGGGUCCAAGACACGGGAGGAGUGCUGAAAUGUCUAUGCCAGCCGUCUGGCACCAAGUGGCUUUACCAGCUUAA
Molecule: messenger RNA, 1248 nt
Organism: Asterias rubens (European starfish)
Lineage: Eukaryota; Metazoa; Echinodermata; Asteroidea; Forcipulatida; Asteriidae
Product: keratin, type I cytoskeletal 9-like
Exons: 3
Coding region: 1-1248 (415 amino acids)
Source: RefSeq, a predicted model, not a curated record